AUGCAAACGAAGCUACUUUCAACCCUUGGACUUCUCCUCCCAUUUCUCUCAGGUGUGGUACAAGCAAAUGUGGAAAAAACCAUCUUCCUAGCACCAGCACCAGCAACCAUUCCCUCUGAGCAGCCAGCUCUCGACGACCUCGGCCUCGAAAGACUAUCACCAGAGAGCCCCGUCGUACGCACUUGGCUAAAUGCCUCAUUCCCAACGACCGCCGCACCGGAGGGCACAGAAUCAUGGUUUUUCCUGGAGAACCUGAAUCCAGGCCAACGGUAUGAAGUACGCGUCUGCUGGCUAGCAACGCAACCAACCUCCUUCACCCUAACCACAUAUCCUCUCUCAAAAGCAAUCGAAGAUACAUCCCUUUUUUCUUCGCUGAGUGUCUACACAGCCGCUCGUCUAGCAACACUAGACACUGAGCUUCAAGCAAAUUCAGUAUCCCGGCACGCCAGUUUAGGCAAAUCCAAAGACCGGCUUGAUCCCGCACCGGCCAGCGACUCGGUCUUGUUCCUGCGCGUCCAUGCCGCGGCGGAUUAUUUCAGCACUGAUCAGGCAUUGAUGCGAAAUGUCCCGCCCGUUGCGGUGGAUUUGAUUUUAGACCCUUUCUUGUUUAAUGUUUUCCCGCGGUCGUUGUUGCCGACUGCUGGGUAUAUCGUGGUGGUUGCUAUUCUUGCGGUUUUCCUUGGGAGGUGGAUUGUUGGUGAGGUAGGUAGGGUCAUUGAUGAUGCUAGGCGGCAGCGGAGUUUGGAAGAGUUGAUGAAGAAGAAGUAG
Penicillium soppii is the source of this 768-nucleotide messenger RNA. RefSeq lists its product as uncharacterized. The coding region runs from base 1 to 768 and encodes 255 amino acids. NCBI's taxonomy places the organism in Eukaryota, Fungi, Ascomycota, Eurotiomycetes, Eurotiales, Aspergillaceae. Gene Ontology annotation, biological process: GPI anchor biosynthetic process. Gene Ontology annotation, cellular component: endoplasmic reticulum membrane; mannosyltransferase complex. The transcript has 2 exons. The record is from RefSeq and is a predicted model, not a curated record. Gene Ontology annotation, molecular function: mannosyltransferase activity.